Molecule: messenger RNA, 1542 nt
Organism: Habropoda laboriosa
Lineage: Eukaryota; Metazoa; Arthropoda; Insecta; Hymenoptera; Apidae
Product: trichohyalin-like
Exons: 9
Coding region: 1-1542 (513 amino acids)
Source: RefSeq, a predicted model, not a curated record
AUGACCGAGCUGAGGGAUCUUGUGAUAGAGAAACGUGUACCUGUGAUAUUUACUGUAGACAUAUCGAAAAGUAGCGUGGAAAUAGAGACACCCGAAGAUUCUCAGCAAACCAAACAUGAAGUCACUUCCUGUGGAGAGAAAAAAGAAGCUCAGAGCGCAGAAUUGGAGAAAGGUGAAGCGGAAGCACCUAAAGAAGAAAAAGUAGAUAUUAAAAGGAAAAGAAGAGAGGAACGAUUGGCAAAGGAGAAGCAAGCAGAAGAAGAAAGAGAGCGAUUCGUGAAAGAAGCUGCUGAAAGGAAAGCAGCAGAAAGAGAAGAGAUAAUAAAGCAGGCGAAGAGAUUGAUUCUUUACAGGAAACCGAUGUGCAGGCGAAUUAAUCAAGGUCUUCUAAUUUCCGAGUGUUUCAGAGAACUGGACGCUCAAUUAAAAUUUCGAGAGACUAUUAAAAGCUUAGAUAAAGAGGCGGAAGUGGCGUACGUAGAUUUAUUGAAAGCGGAUGUGAAACGGUACGAGGAAGAAAUGAAACAGAAAGCAGAGCAACGAUUAGAGAAACGAAAGAAUUAUGGUCUCGAGUUGAAGAAACAAAUUGAAGAAAUUGGAAAUGCUAGGGCAGCAAAGGAACUGGAGGAAUUUGAAAGUGAGAAACAGGAUCAGAUUAAUAUGAAUAAGUACUUGCAGGACGUGAAGGAGCAUGAAGCAGAACAAUUGCUAACCAAAAAGCAGAAAUUGAAGCAAUUCUUCAAAGGUGCAAUCGAGGAGAAGAAACAAUUCGAUCUGAUGCUGAAACGCGAAGAAGAAUUCGAGGAUCGAGCGAACGAAAUCUAUCGAAAUACGAAAGCUCGAAUACAGAAGAUCCACAAAGAAGUAAAAUUGAAGGAGAAGCAAGAAAAGGAACAGAAAGCUCGACAAAUAACUGAGCAACAAUAUUCGCAACUACAAUCAGCACUGCCAAUGGAGGAGAAGAUUUUGAAGAAAGCUCAGGAAGAGCAAGAAGCCCAAUACCAAGAGAAACAACGGAAACGAGAAGAGCGUAAACUUCAAUUUCGAAAAGAAGUGAACGAUAUUCAAAUGGAAACUUCAGUCGCGAAGUCUAAGCAGCUUCGAGAAGAAAAAGACGUGAAAACGUGGGAAACUGUACAAAGAUUUAAAAGAGCUGAAUGGGACAAGGAAAUGGAGGCUGAAGAACGGAAGCAGGAGUGGAAGAAGAGAAUCGAAUAUGGAAAUAUGCUGAAGAAAUACAUUAGCGAAAGAGAAACUGUACGGAAAGAAGAGCAGAUUGCCGACGAAGAAAUGGCAAAUAUGACGAAAAUUAUGGAAAUCGAAAAUCGAAGAAUUCUGAAUUACGCGGAAGAGAUUUUGAACGAAUCGAAAGGCGUCAGGCCACUUUUCCCAAUUUUGAAAGCUGUCGAGGAGUGCAAAAAAGAAAUGGGUUUAAUAGUACCUAAAAAGAAGGGAGAGACAAUCGAUACGAAGCCCAAAAGAAGAAGAGUUCCUCGAGUGUGUACGAAAUACGUUCCCGAGGAAAAGAUUUUGUAUUUAUAA